Strongylus vulgaris is the source of this 1305-nucleotide messenger RNA. Lineage: Eukaryota; Metazoa; Nematoda; Chromadorea; Rhabditida; Strongylidae. The record is from the annotation of a GenBank genome assembly.
AUGAUCCGUCACGCUCAGCCACUUCUCAACAACGCCUACAAAGCUGUUUCUGCAUCUGCUCGAACGCUGAUGCUUCAAGAACAUCACGGAAUGGCUGUAUUGAAAUCUGCAAGUAUUAAUGUUCCACCAUUUGGCGUUGCGAAAACCCCUGAAGAAGUUAAAAAACAGGCUGAGAAUAUUGGCGGCAAGGAUUAUGUCGUCAAAGCUCAAGUUUUGGCUGGCGGUAGAGGCAAGGGAAAGUUUGAUUCCGGUCUUCAAGGCGGUGUCCAGAUUGUUUUCACACCUGAAGAAGCCGCGGAAAAGGCAAAAAUGAUGAUUGGUGCUCGCCUUGUCACCAAGCAAACUGAUCAUCGUGGAAAGCUUUGUGAAGAGGUUAUGGUAUGUAAGCGACUAUUUACCCGCCGAGAAUACUACUUUUCUAUCAUGCUUGACAGAAAUACAAAUGGUCCCAUCAUUAUUGGAUCAUGCCGUGGUGGUGUCAAUAUUGAAGAAGUAGCAGCUACUGAACCAGAAGCUAUAGUAAAGGUUCCGAUCGAUAUGGCUAAGGGUGUCACUCCACAAGUUUCUGCAGAUAUUGCUGCGAAGAUGGGAUUCAAGGGAGACUCAGCAAAACAAGCUGCUGAUAUGAUAAUUAAGCUGUAUAACCUUUUCCGAAAGUCUGAUGCUACACUUCUGGAAAUUAACCCUAUGGCUGAAGAUGUUAAUGGUGAUGUCUACUGCAUGGAUUGCAAACUGCUUUUGGACUCGAAUGCUGAGUUCCGUCAGAAAGAACUGUUUUCUCUCAAGGACUCAAAGCAAGAAGACCCGCUCGAGAUUCGUGCGGCCGCUGCCAAUCUCAACUACAUUCGUUUGGACGGGAAUAUCGGAUGUUUGGUAAAUGGCGCUGGGUUGGCAAUGGCUACUAUGGAUAUUAUCAAACUUCAUGGUGGCGACCCUGCAAAUUUCCUUGAUGUAGGAGGUGGUGCCACUGUUGAGCAAGUUACGGAGGCAUUCAAAAUCAUCACGGCGGAUAAGAAGAAGGUUAACGCUAUUUUGGUUAACAUCUUUGGUGGAAUAAUGCGAUGCGAUGUCAUCGCUCAGGGAAUCAUCAAAGCUGCUAAGGAACUUGAUCUCAAAAUUCCAAUUGUUGUUCGUCUUCAGGGAACGAAGGUAGAAGAUGCCAAGGCUUUGAUAGCAACUUCCGAGUUGAGGAUCCUUCCAUGUGAUAACCUCGACGAGGCUGCCAAAAUGGUUGUGAAAUUGUCCGACAUUGUCAAUUUGGCUCGAGCAGCUCAGAUCGAUGUGAAAUUCGAAUUGUCCAUCUAG